Molecule: messenger RNA, 3258 nt
Organism: Gadus macrocephalus (Pacific cod)
Lineage: Eukaryota; Metazoa; Chordata; Actinopteri; Gadiformes; Gadidae
Gene: gsna
Product: gelsolin a
Exons: 18
Coding region: 165-2384 (739 amino acids)
Biological process (GO): barbed-end actin filament capping; actin filament severing; actin polymerization or depolymerization
Cellular component (GO): actin cytoskeleton; cytoplasm
Molecular function (GO): phosphatidylinositol-4,5-bisphosphate binding; actin filament binding
Source: RefSeq, a predicted model, not a curated record
CCCCUGCAGCCGCCAGUGGGACAGACCCGGGCUGUGUCGUCACGGGGAUCCGCCCUGGCCUAUAAACUACAGACGCUGCCGAAUCAAAGCACUUAUAAUCCCGCAACAGCAAAGACGUGUCCCCGUUGAAAACCGGCCUUUAUCGUAUUCGUCAAUAAGGAAGCAUGGCAGCGUACCACGCCGAGUUUGAGCGCGCGGGCCAGAAGCCGGGGCUCCAGGUGUGGAGGAUCGAGAAGUUCGACCUGGUGCCGGUCCCGGAGAACCUGUACGGGGGCUUCUACACCGGGGACGCCUACCUCGUCCUCAACACCAUCAAGCAGCGCUCGGGGAAGCUGCAGUACGACCUCCACUUCUGGCUGGGGGACUUCUGCACCCAGGAUGAGAGUGGCUCAGCGGCCAUCUUCACCGUCCAGAUGGACGACCACCUGGGGGGACAGCCCAUCCAGUACCGCGAGGUCCAGGGCCACGAGUCCAAGGCCUUCCUGGGCUACUUCAAGACCGGCAUCAAGUACAUGAUUGGGGGCGUGGCCUCUGGUUUCAAGCACGUUGUCACCAACGAGGUCAUUAUGCAACGGGUGCUGCAGGUCAAGGGUCGUCGCGUCGUCAGGGCGACAGAGGUGCCAGUGAGCUGGGACAGCUUCAACCAGGGAGACUGCUUCAUCCUGGACCUGGGAGCUGAGAUCUACCAGUGGUGUGGAUCGCAGAGCAACCGCUUCGAGAAGCUCAAGGCCACCACGGUCGCUAAGGGCAUCCGUGACAACGAGCGAAGCGGGAGGGCGCGUGUCUACGUCUGUGACGAAGGGAGUGAGAGAGAGAAGAUGCUGGAGGUUCUUGGCCCUAAACCAGAUCUGCCUGAAGGUUCCUCUGAUGACAUCAAAGCAGACGCCUCCAACCGCAAGAUGGCCAAACUCUACAAAGUCUCUAACUCGGGCGGGGACAUGGCCAUCGCCCUGGUGGCGGCGGAGAACCCGUUCUCCCAGAGCGCCUUGGAGUCCAGCGACUGCUUCAUCCUGGACCACGGCUCCAACGGGAAGAUCUUCGUCUGGAAAGGCAAGGACGCCAACCUGGAGGAGCGCAAGGCCGCCAUGAAGGCGGCCGACGACUUCAUCAAGAAGAUGGGCUACCCCAAGCACACGCAGGUGCAGAUCCUGCCCGAGAUGGGCGAGACGCCGCUCUUCAAGCAGUUCUUCAAGAACUGGCGCGACCGCGAUCAGACCGAGGGCAUGGGCGUGGCCUACAUCUCCAACAGCAUCGCCCGCAUCGAGAAGGUGGCGUUCGACGCCGCCACGCUCCACGACUCUGCCCCCAUGGCCGCCCAGCACGGCAUGGUGGACGACGGCACCGGGGAGAAGCAGAUCUGGCGCAUCGAGGGGGCGGACAAGGCAGCGGUGGAUGAGUCCACCUACGGGCAGUUCUACGGAGGGGACAGUUACAUCAUCCAGUACAACUACCGCCACGCCGGGCGCCAGGGCCACAUCAUCUACAUGUGGCAGGGAAUGGACUCGAGCCAGGAUGAGAUCGGAGCGUCGGCCAUCCUUGGUGCGCAGCUGGAUGAUGAGCUUGGCGGUGGGCCAGUACAGGUUGUCGGUGCUCCCAUGACCACCCAGGUGAGGGUGGUCCAAGGCAAGGAACCGGCCCACCUGAUGAGCCUGUUCGGGGGGAAGCCCAUGGUGGUGUACCGGGGGGGGACCUCCAGAGAUGGAGGUCAGAGUGAGCCUGCAGAGACACGUCUCUUCCAAGUCCGUUCCAACUCCACCGGACACACGCGGGCAGUGGAGCUCGAAGCAGUGUCUUCCAAUCUGAACUCAAACGACGCUUUUAUUGUGGUGGCCCCUGGGGGCUGCUUCCUGUGGAGCGGGCAGGGGGCCAGCGACACAGAGAAACAGGGGGCCCUCCAGCUGUGUGACAUACUGGGGGUGUCUGCUGCAGAGCUGCCCGAGGGGGGAGAGAGUGAUGACUUCUGGGAAGCCCUCGGCGGGAAGAGCGAAUACCGCACAUCCUCCCGCCUCAAGAACAAGAUGGACGCCCAUCCUCCCAGGCUGUUUGCCUGCUCCAACAAGACCGGCAACUUCAUUAUCGAGGAGGUGCCCGGGGAGCUGACCCAGGACGACCUCGCCACCGAUGAUGUCAUGAUCCUGGACACCUGGGACCAGGUGUUUGUGUGGAUCGGAAACGAAGCCCAGGAGGAGGAAAAGACUGAAGCAAUGGCCUCGGCAAUGCGCUACAUCGAGACGGACCCCUCCAACCGGGACCGCCGGACCCCCAUCGUGAAGAUCAAGCAGACCUUCGAGCCCCCCACCUUCACGGGCUGGUUCCUGGGCUGGGACAUGGACUACUGGACCACCGACCCCCUGGAGAGAGCCAUGGCCGAGCUGGAGCUGUAACCUCUGAACUGUAACCCCACUCUAACCCCCCCAGCCCCCGCCUGCGCUCCCCCCCUCCCCCCCAACGCUCCACCUUAACUCCAGCCAGUUAGAUCCAGCCCUGAAGGGUUCCCUCAAGGACUCGUCUCCGUUACCAUGGCAACUAAUUAGAACGCCAUAAUAAUUACUUUAUUUUUUACUUUUUUUAAUAUUUCAAAGGACUGCCAGAUAACUCUGGCACUCGUGGGCACACACUGCGUUCAUUUAUUGAACUCUCCAAGUCUUGCAUGCAAAGUUAUGCUCCAGUGGGUGCCAACAGAGAGGAUCAAGGGAUGCGUAGUUUCACGUGACACACCCAGGUUUCCGCAGGGAAGCCUUUUUGCACAUUUUGUCCACAAAAAUGUUUUGUUGAUGUGAUUUUUUCAUUGUAUUCCCCCGGUACAACUGAACCCUUUAAAAGGCUACGAGAGGGAUAAAGAUACCACGUGAGGUGCAAAGCCAUUUGUUUGUUGGUUAAGUCACUGCCAGGAACACCUUCGUUUCCAAAGCAAUACAACCGAUGCCUUAAACUUCUGUUUUGUAUCCCAGGGUCUUGUUUAGCUUCUCAACUACGCUUUAAUAUUCACACUGCUGCUGAAUAACAACUGUUGGAUGCCACAAUACUCUCUCAUGGGGGCGUUUGGCUCUGGGCCUUUUUAGCAAAGAAAACAGUUCUCCCCGCUAGUUGCCUGUGCCUACUUCUCUGUUUGUGACCGGGCCCUUUUUGCAGGCUGCUCUAUUUUUAGCAGGAAUCUAAAGCUUUGCUGCUGACAACAAUCAAAACAAGUGACUUCCAGACAGGGCCUCCCGUAGUGCCCACACCAAUCAAGAUGUUCCAAUAAACCUUUGAAAGAAG